CAGGGCUUUCUACUGAGAGCAGCUCUCACUGAACGCCGUUCGCUUGAUGCAGAACCGGCACAUACUCCUGAAGUGUUGAUAUGCAUUUUUGAGAUCUGUGCUCUUACCCCGAAAGCUGCUGAACCCAUUUCAUCACAGGACAUUACCUUUUAAUUAAUAGUUCUUAAAUGCACCUUUGGAUUCUGUCAAGUGGUGAGAGGAUUGAUCAUUUGCAUUUUUAAACACCAACACAUAGGCUAUAUAUCUUCUCGGACGAUACACCUUGGUUCUCGGGCACCUCAAACGGUAGAAAGCUUCGGUUUUUGUCAUUUCAAAGCUGGUGGAAUAGGUGUUCUUCAGUAGGACGAUGUUGCUAAGUUUGUAUGCUCUGUUGGCAUUUGUAUGGGGACUAACCGGCAUUUCUGCGUCGUUCGUGCCCUGUGAGCCGUGUGACCAGAAAGCGAUGUCUAUGUGUCCUCCGGUGCGGAACGGGUGUCAGGUGGUGAAAGAGCCCGGCUGCGGAUGCUGCUUGACCUGCGCGCUCACCGAGGGACAAGCGUGUGGAGUCUACACGGGUACAUGUGGACGGGGACUGCGAUGCCUUCCUCGGAUUGGGGAGGAAAAGCCGCUGCACGCUCUGCUUUACGGCAAAGGAGUUUGCAUGAACGAGAAACUAAGUCCAUACAAAUCAAUGCAUAUGCCAAAGGAUCAAGAGUCAGAUGAAGACGGGAUGGUUUCAGAGGUAACAGAGGAUCUGCUUCCUCAGGCCAAGGUCCCAUUAUUCCAGAGAGAUCAUAUUAACAGCAAGAAGGCUCAGGCCAUGCGAAAGGAUCGGAAGAGACAACAAGCUAAGCUCCGGACCAGGGGCCAUGUUGACUACCCACUUUUUGGAAUCGAAAAACAUCAAUCUGACAUUGGUCCAUGCCGAAGAAAGCUGGAUGGAAUUGUACAGCAGAUGAAGGACACUUCCAGAGUGAUGGCUCUUUCAUUGUACCUACCUAACUGUGACAAGAAAGGCUUCUUCAAGCGCAAACAGUGCAAGCCCUCAAGGGGGCGCAAGCGGGGCAUCUGCUGGUGUGUAGACAAGCAUGGAGUUCAAAUGCCGGGCACUGACUUUAACGGAGGCAACAUCCAGUGUAAAGAUGUUGAAAGCCACAGCAACAACAACGAAUGAGACUACUUAAAUUUGGUCAUGUAACAGUACCAUACACUCUCAUCUACUUUAUUAUGUGAUUUGCCAAUCAUUUCUAAUCUUAAUCUUAAAGAGUCUGACAUUUAUUUGUGAAAUACUUUAAUAUACUCUGGCAGAGGAUAUGCAGAAGUCAAGCACUAGUAAUUAAAUCCUUCUUCUUGUGUCAUUGGGCUCAUGGACUAAGGGAUAGCUCACCCAAAACUCAAAAUUGUCAUCAUUUACUCAACCUUUAUUUGUUCCAAAUUUGUUUUAAUUUCUUUCUUCUUUUGAAUACAAAAGAAGAUAUUCUGAAGAAAGCCAGAAACCUGUAACUGCUUACCACUGUAGUAUUUGUUUGUCCUACUAUAAAAGUCGAUGGUUACAGGUUUUCAACUUUCUUCAAAAUAUCUUCUUGUGUGUUCAACAGAAAAAGAAAAAAAAAACAUGUGAAGGUUUGGAACGGCUUGAGAAUCAGUAAAUGAUCAUUUCUUGGGUGAACUAUCCCUUACGUAUCUUAUAUAUACAAACUAUAUCUUAGAGACCAUGGAUACUUUGAUUAGUAUUAUGAGAUUAGGGAUAGAGAUUAGGGAUGGUUUGUCCGAAAAUGAAAAGAAUGUUAUUUACUCACCCUCAUAUUGCUAUGUAAUAUUCUUUUUUAUUCUGUGUAACACAAAAUAAGACAUUUUAAAUGUUUAGUGUUCAUAUAGUGAAUGAUGGUUGGGUCAAAAACAAGACCAGAACCUAUUUUAUGUCAUUCAGAGAAAGAAAAACAUUAUUCAUUUUACAGUUGCAAUCAGAAUUAAUAAACCCCCCUGAAUUAUUAGCCCCCCUGUUUAUUUUUUCCCCCAAUUUCUGUUUAACAGAGAAGAUUUUUUCAACACAUUUCUAAACAUGAUAGGUUUAAUAACUCAUUUGUAAUAAUUAAUUUAUUUUGUCUUUGUCAUGAUGACAGUAAAUAAUAUUUACUAGGGAUGCAUGAUAUAUCGGCAGCCAUAUCGUUAUCGUUAUUUUUAAGAUUAUCGUUAUCGAUCCGAUGUCUAAAUUAGGCCGAUAUCUUUAAGCGAUAAAUUACGUAAUUGUACAGAACUGCCUGCCUCACGCAUGCGUGGGCGGAACUUGUUUAGACUUGUCCAGUGCACUAUAAUGGAUCUCUCCUCACAUUGUUUAUUCCUUCAAAGUCCGUCCUUUCUUCAUGUGGUAUUGCUGUGCGUUAAUAACUUAGUAAGUAACCAUGUUCCUUAUCAUUGUAGAUAUGUUUGAUUGAGGGCCAUGGUGUAUUUUGCUUUAAAUCGCCUCAGGAAAUUUUUUUUACAUGUGUAUACAUAACAGCAGCGAUGCACACGUGCUAAACAAGUUGUUGGGUUGUUUGUAAUCUAAUAUGAUUAUUUGUUAUUAUCAACGCAUUGCUUGCCAUGUGUUGUUGAUGUAAGAUUGUAUUCAGUUUGAUCGGAAUAUUCAUAUUGAUUAUAACGAGUGCGCGUAAGGGCUGUCACUGCACACACACACACACACACACACUCACACACACUGAUCUGACAGCCUUCACAGGUGCGCCGGUCACUGAAUCCAGCAUAGGGGGUCUCAAUUCGCCACACAUUCUGUCUUUAUAUUAUGCUCUGUGUUUGUCAUAAAGUGAUCUGUGCUCAAUGCAGGUGUUGUAUCAAAAUCUGAUUCCUAGGGCAAAUCUUUUUCCUGCAAUUUUCCUGCAAGAAGGAACACAGAAGCGUUGUCUGAUUGACAAGCAGCAGCUACAUGUGUUCAAAAGAAUCUUGAUCCAAAUAGGAUCAAUCUGUGCCGAAUUUUUUAAAGUAAUACUAUCUAUAUUUAGCUUUUCGCUUGUACGGUGACUCUGAACUGCCAAAACACCUCUAAAAAGGCCUUUUCGGACAUUACAUAUUAGUACAUGUGUACAUCACUGUAACACGUUUUAUUCAAGAACAUUUGAGUUGGUUUCAGUCCUUAGCCCUUUCAUUUUCAUUUUAUUUAAAAUAUAUUUAACUUGCUUGUUGAUUAAAUCCUAUUUUGUUAUUUAACCUAUUAUUUUUAUGCAACAGUCAAGUUGCAUGUUAUUUUGCUAUGAAGAGAAGGAAAUAAUACAUUUUUUGCAUGCUGAUGUAUGUAAAAUCGUAAAUAUAGGUCUAUAUCAUCACCUUGCAAUUUUGAAAUUAUAGCUUUUUUGCUUUGAGUAUAGACUAUUCAGUUCAUAAGAGCAGUUUAAUCUUUUAUAAAGUUUUCUGUAUAAAAAUAUACCAUUUUGAAAUAUUUAUAAUUAUCGACCUAUAAAUAUCGGCUAUUGGCCUCCAAGUCUGAAGAGUUAUCGGUUAUCGAUAUCAGCCAAAAAAUCCAUAUCGGCGAUUAAUUGGGUUAAGUAGGCAAGUUUGGGUAAUUAGGCAAGUCAUUGAAUAACGAAGGUUAGUUCAGUAAACUAUCAAAAAAAAAAAAAAAGCUUGAAGACGCUAAUAAUACUGACCUUAAAAUGGCUUUUAAAAAUUUAAACUGCUUUUAUAUAAGCCAAAAUAAAGCAAAUAAGACUUUCCCCAGACGAAAAAAUAUUAUCAGACAUACUGUAAAAAUUUCCUUGCUUUGUUAAACAUCAUUUGGGAAAUAUUUAAAAAAGAAAAAAGGAGGUUUAAUAAAUCUGAAUGCAACUGUACUGUAGCUCCUCAGAAGAAAGAAUUGGACAAAAUCAAGUUGAGUGAACAAGAUUUUUCAUUGGCUGAACUAUCCCUUUAAUAUGAUAGAGCAUUUGUCCAUGACACAGCACUUAUUUACUGAAGGGUACAGUACACGCACUCACUUUAGUUUUGUACAACCCUUUCCAAAGAUUAUCAGAAAUGAGCUUAUUGUCUUUUUUCACGUUAUUGUGUCAGCUUGAAUGAACUUUAUUUUCCAACAACCACUGUUUGUGCACUGCAAAAGAAAGAAAGAAAAAAUACCUGAAAGAAUAAGCACAAGUUCACAAUAAGCUGUGACUGUUUAUGUGAAAGACUACAGAAUAUGAAAGAAUGAAUAAUGGUGACAAACCAGGUGGUCAGCCUUUUUGUAAUUGUUUUUAAGGUUUAACAGAUCAGGGUCCUUGGGUUCUUAUGGAAAUGUCAGUGCCUUUUUCUACUCAAAUAUUUGAAUAGUGAUUUACAUCACGGGCAUCAAAGGGGCCACAAAGGCAAAACACAAACACUCCAAAUGCUGACCUUCAGUUUGCAGGACGGUAGAUUCAAAACAGCAAAUUGAAUGUUCUUAAAAAGAAGGCAAAUUGAGAUUAUUUACAUCAUGAAAAUGACAUAGUAAUAGGGCACCAAAGGUACUAUUAGGUUUUGGCCCAAAGAAUAGAAUUUAGUGCAAUCCGUGUUCCUCUUUUUAUAGUAACAGAAAUGCUCUUUGUGCUUAUGUGAUUAUUUGGAUUGCUUGUGUGUUGGAUCAGAGGCUGACGGCAGAAUUGUUUUCUGUUUGUAGAACUGUAGAAAAUCCUCUGUCAUAAGCAUUAACAUAACAUCUAAACCAGAUUGAAUCUAUUUUAGCCAUAAUCCUCAAAGUUUAUGAACAAAGGAUUCUAAAUGAUACCAUUCCAUGUUGGGGAUUUAGGUUCACUGUAAUGAGACAAAAAAGCGAAGCCGACCGAUGUGGCAAACCAGUCUACUAAUUAAUUAACUGUUUAUUUUUUAUUUAAAAUUGAUUGUCUUCAUAUAUAUUUUUUAAUUUUUAAGGCUUUAUUUAAGCCCAUUUAAGCUGAGCCCAAAUCAAGUAACAUGGGUGGUCAAAUUCUUUGUUUGACAUCUAAAUAUCUGUGUGCAAUAUUUAUUCACCAUGUAAUUUAAAUAUUCUUAUUCUUGUCUCUUUUGAAAAGACAAAACAUUUAUUUAAUAAAUAUAUAAACAAAGCUA
Molecule: messenger RNA, 5031 nt
Organism: Danio aesculapii
Lineage: Eukaryota; Metazoa; Chordata; Actinopteri; Cypriniformes; Danionidae
Gene: igfbp5a
Product: insulin-like growth factor binding protein 5a
Exons: 4
Coding region: 347-1153 (268 amino acids)
Biological process (GO): regulation of insulin-like growth factor receptor signaling pathway
Cellular component (GO): extracellular region
Molecular function (GO): fibronectin binding; insulin-like growth factor I binding; insulin-like growth factor II binding
Source: RefSeq, a predicted model, not a curated record